AUGUCGAAAUACAGAUGGCGAGAUUUGAUUGAUUUGAAUGACAAAGAGAAGAGCUUUCUUUCUCCAUUAGCAUGCAUUGCACACAUUGAUGUCAAUGCCUUUUUUGCACAGGUAGAACAGGUACGAUGCGGUUUUUCAAGGGAUGAUCCGGUAGUUGCAGUACAAUGGACUAGUAUUUUAGCCGUUUCUUAUGCAGCUCGAAAGUAUAAUGUGUCCCGCAUGGAGAGCAUACUUGAUGCGAUAAAAAAGUGUGAUAAAAUCAUUCCGAUACACACAGCUGUUUUCCGUAAAGGGGAAGACUAUUGGCAGUACCAUGAUGGGUGCGGAUCAUGGGUAGAAGACGAGAGUAAAAAGUUAAGUCCAACAAACUAUAAAGUUGCCUUAGAACCGUACAGAAGAGAAAGUCGCAAACUCAUCAAAUUAUUUCAAGAUGAAUACGAUUUAGUUGAGAAAGCCAGUGUGGACGAAGCUUUCAUAGAAUUGGGACGCAAAUUAUUUUAUGAACUUCUCAUGGAUGAUUCCUAUACCGAUUUUGCUGAUAUUAGGGGUAUUUUCCAGGAUGGAAGGUACGAUUUAAAUGACCAUUUACCCAGUUUACCAACUAAACUCAGCAUUCAGUUCAGUGGAGAGGUAUUCAAUUCACAGAAUAGGCCCUUAUUUGAGGAUUGGGAUGAUGUCCUUAUGUGCUUAGCAAGUAAUUCUACUAACACAAUCAGAAACCAAAUUGAUGAUAUGUUGGGAUAUACCACAUCUUGUGGUAUAUCAAUGACGAAGAAUCUUAGCAAGCUUGCUUCUAAUUACAAGAAACCCAAUGCGCAAACCAUUGUAAAGAACAACUGUAUAGAUGAUUUCCUUGAUUGCGGGAAGUUUGAAAUCAAUUCCUUUUGGACAUUGGGUGGCAUACGUGGAAAGGAAUUAAUUGAUUUGAUGGAACUUCCCAAAGAACAUUCUAUAAAGUUCAUUAGAGAUUCAUGGCCAGUUUCAAGCGAUGACAUCAGAAAAUUCAUGCUCAAGAAAAUCAUAUGCAGAGAUAUACAAAGGUCUAGAGAGUACAACAUUAAUGAAGCCGAUGUUGCCAAAAUAAGUGCGAAAAUCUAUCAAUUAGUAAGAGGCCAAUUCAGGUUGCCUGUCGAACCGCGACCAUUGCCAAAAUCUAUGAUGUCGAAGAAAAAUUUGAGAAAUGAUGAUUGUGCUAGCGUUAUUGACUGCAUUGAAUGGCUUGAAAUCUUUUGCAGUGAACUAAACUACCGUGUACAUGACUUAGAACAAGAAUAUGAAAAGGUAAUAAUGCCAAGAACAAUUGUUAUCAUGAUUAAGGGCAAAGCAGGCAUGAAAUAUACUCAAACCCGAAGAAUCACUACCGCUUCAAGUAGUAUAACGUCCAGAGAGUUAUUCAUCAAUGCAACAAAAUUGAUAAACGAGAUUGAUAAGCAACAUGGCAAGCUUGCCGGUGUUUACCCUUUGAGAGAACUCUCGUUGACUCUUUCCAAUUUUGAUAUAAUAGACAAGGGGAAAACUGUCCUUGAUAUGUUCGGUAAUCGAGCAAUCUCAAAAUCAUCUUCAACUGAUAACAACGUCGUAAAGAUAGAAGGUGAAGACAUACAUUCAGAUUCGAAAGGUGGCCCUUAUGAUGCGUCUGUUUCAGAGACACUCGAGGGAGAACCACCAAGUGCUUCUUCUCCUCCUACAAUGGCUGAAAAUUUAACUUGCAAACAGUGCGGGGAAACUCUACAGGACAAAAAACUGUUCCAAGAGCACGUCGAUUAUCAUCUAUCAGUUCAAUUAUCAGAACAGAUUAACGGAGUAUCAGAGAACUCAACAAUGCUGACGCACGCAGAAAGAAUCCUUCUCUUCGGAAAGAAAGCUAAGAAGAAUGCCGCAUCAGUGCAAAAACCCAAAAAAAAAGAUGGAGGAAUCAUGAAGUUCUUCAAGAAGUGA
Messenger RNA from Kluyveromyces lactis, 1938 nucleotides. It is a transcript of the gene RAD30, whose product is annotated as DNA-directed DNA polymerase eta. NCBI's taxonomy places the organism in Eukaryota, Fungi, Ascomycota, Saccharomycetes, Saccharomycetales, Saccharomycetaceae. Gene Ontology annotation, cellular component: site of double-strand break; replication fork; nucleus. The transcript has a single exon. The record is from RefSeq and is a predicted model, not a curated record. Gene Ontology annotation, biological process: error-prone translesion synthesis; response to radiation. Gene Ontology annotation, molecular function: damaged DNA binding; DNA-directed DNA polymerase activity. The coding region runs from base 1 to 1938 and encodes 645 amino acids.